This is a messenger RNA of Lachancea fermentati, 111 nucleotides long. Lineage: Eukaryota; Fungi; Ascomycota; Saccharomycetes; Saccharomycetales; Saccharomycetaceae. The record is from the annotation of a GenBank genome assembly.
AUGAUCACAGAUGACCAACUGAAUACAUUAGCUAUCACAUUUGGAAUAGUGAUGUUCUCAUUGAUUGUGGUCUAUUGCGCAGUCUCUCCGAAAACAAAGAGACAAGUAUAA